UCCACUGUCACGGUGCCCAAAAUGCUGAUGACCUUGGUGUCUCCAAGCGGGAGGACUAUCUCCUUCCACAGCUGCGUGACUCAACUCUACUUUUUCCACUUCCUGGGGAGCACCGAGUGUUUCCUCUACACGGUCAUGUCCUAUGAUCGCUACCUGGCCAUCAGUUACCCGCUCAGGUACACCCGCAUGAUGAAUGGGAGCAGGUGUGCCCUCCUGGCCAUCGGCACUUGGCUCAGUGGCUCUCUGCACUCUGCUGUCCAGACCAUAUUGACUUUCCAUUUGCCCUACUGUGGACCUAACCGGAUCCAGCACUACUUCUGUGACGCACCACCCAUCCUGAAACUGGCCUGUGCAGACACCUCAGUCAACGAGAUGGUCAUCUUUGUGAACAUUGGGGUAGUGGCCUCGGGCUGCUUCCUCCUGACAGUGCUGUCCUACGUGUCCAUUGUCUGUUCCAUCCUGCGGAUCCACACCUCAGAGGGGAGACGCAGAGCCUUUCAGACCUGUGCCUCCCACUGUAUCGUGGUCCUUUGCUUUUUUGUUCCCUGUGUUGUCAUUUACCUGAGACCAGGUUCCAGGGACAUCAUGGAUGGAGUUGUGGCCGUUUUCUACACUGUGCUAACACCACUUCUCAACCCUGUAGUGUACACCCUGAGAAACAAGGAAGUGAAGAAAGCUGUGUUGAAACUGAGAGACAAAGUAGCAUAUUCUCAGGAAGAAUAG
Molecule: messenger RNA, 723 nt
Organism: Chlorocebus sabaeus (green monkey)
Lineage: Eukaryota; Metazoa; Chordata; Mammalia; Primates; Cercopithecidae
Source: RefSeq, a predicted model, not a curated record